UUCAGCUCUAGGAAAUAGUGAGAGAGCCUGGCCAGCGGGCAGCAAACCGAGUUCCACAGGAAUACAGCUGAGGGGUGCAAACCGUGUGGACCCUCAUGGCUGAGAAGCUCCCAAUGGAGAUUGAGCUGUGGAAUGGAGCUUCUGCCCAAGAUGCUUCGCAGGUCCUCCAAGACAGCUUGUUCUCCUCUGAAAGUGACAACAGCCUGUACUUCACCUACAGUGGCCAGUCCAACACUCUGGAGGUCAAAGACCUCACCUACCAGGUGGACAUGGCCUCCCAGGUGCCUUGGUUUGAACAGCUGGCUCAGUUCAAGAUACCUUGGUUGUCUCGAAAGAGCCAUGACUCUUGUGAGCUGGGCAUCCAGAACCUGAGCUUCAAAGUGAGAAGUGGACAGAUGCUGGCCAUCAUAGGGAGCUCAGGCUGCGGGCGAGCCUCCUUGCUAGAUGUGAUCACAGGCCGAGACCAUGGUGGCAAGCUGAAGUCGGGCCAAAUCUGGAUCAACGGGAAGCCCAGCACGCCCCAGCUGGUGAGGAAGAGCGUGGCCCACGUGCGCCAGCACGACCAGCUGCUGCCCAACCUGACCGUCCGGGAGACCCUGGCCUUUGUGGCCCAGAUGCGGCUUCCCAGGACCUUCUCCCAGGCCCAGCGUGACAAACGGGUAGAGGACGUGAUCGCGGAGCUGCGGCUGCGGCCCUGUGCCAACACCCGCGUGGGCAACAUGUACGUGCGCGGGGUGUCCGGGGGUGAGCGCCGGCGGGUCAGCAUCGGGGUGCAGCUGCUGUGGAACCCAGGCAUCCUCAUGCUGGACGAGCCCACCUCCGGCCUCGACAGCUUCACCGCCCACAACCUGGUGAAAACCUUAUCCCGGCUGGCCAAAGGCAACAGGCUGGUGCUCAUCUCGGUCCACCAGCCGCGGUCGGACAUCUUCAGGCUGUUCGACUUGGUUCUCCUGAUGACAUCAGGCACCACCAUCUACCUGGGGGCUGCGCAGCACAUGAUCCAGUACUUCACCGCCCUGGGCUACCCCUGUCCCCGCUACAGCAACCCGGCCGACUUCUACGUGGACUUGACCAGCAUUGACAGACGCAGCCGAGAACAGGAAGUGGCCACCAGGGAGAAAGCUCAGUCACUUGCGGCCUUGUUUCUGGAAAAAGUCCGUGGCUUUGAUGACUUCCUGUGGAAAGCGGAUUCCAGGGAGCUGGAGGCAAGCGCCCCGGCUGUGAGCCCGACCCUGCCACAGGACGCCGACUGCUCACCGCCCCAGCCACCUGGGGCCCUACCACAAUUUGCUACCCUGAUCCGCCGUCAGCUUUCGAAUGACUUCCGAGACUUGCCAACCCUCCUUAUCCAUGGGGCUGAGGCCUGCCUGAUGGCUCUGAUCAUUGGCUUUCUCUACUACGGUCACGGGGCCACUGAGCUCUCCUUCAUGGACACGGCAGCCCUCUUGUUUAUGAUUGGAGCGCUCAUCCCUUUCAAUGUGAUUCUGAGUGUCACCUCCAAAUGUCACUCGGAGAGAGCCAUGCUGUACUAUGAGCUGGAGGAUGGGCUGUACACCACGGGCCCAUACUUCUUUGCCAAGAUCCUAGGGGAGCUGCCUGAGCACUGUGCCUACACCAUCAUCUACGGGAUGCCCAUCUACUGGCUGGCCAACCUGCGGCCAGGCAUUGAGCCCUUCCUGCUGCACUUCAUGCUGGUGUGGCUGGUGGUCUUCUGCUGCAGGACCAUGGCCCUGGCUACCGCCGCCAUGCUGCCCACCUUCCACAUGUCCUCCUUCUUCUGCAAUGCUCUCUAUAACUCCUUCUACCUCACCGGGGGCUUCAUGAUAAACCUGGAUAACUUGUGGACAGUGCCUGCGUGGAUUUCCAACGUGUCCUUCCUCCGGUGGUGUUUCUCAGGACUGAUGCAAAUUGAGUUUAACGGGCAUCUUUUGAGCCUGCAAGUUGGCAACGUCACAUACAGUGUCCUAGGAGAUAAAAUGCUCAGUUCCAUGGACCUGAACUCACACCCACUCCACAUCAUCUACGUCAUCAUUAUGGGCAUCAGCAGUGGUUUCCUGUUCCUGUACUAUAUGUCCUUAAGGUUUAUCAAACAGAAGUCAAGUCAAGACUGGUGAUGCAUACCCAGACUCCUGUGCACUGGUUGGGACUUAAGCAGAUCUUGAAUUGCAUUCCCUGCCUCCCAAGGAGCCCCUGCCUGGUGACAAUUAGGACAACAAGGAUACAGAUGCUCAGUGACAUCUGCCCCAUGGUGCUGCAGUGGCACAGGUCAGCCACAGGAUGGCAGUAGAAUAAAGACAGUUGAAAGGGAAAUUGUAAUCACUGCCCAGAGCUUUGAAGGUUGGGAAGGAGAAAACGGGAACUUGGUGGCAUCUACAACAUUGCUAAUUUAUUUCCUUUGGAAAUGCCUCUAAAAAGGCAUCACAGGGUAGGAUGAGAGAAGGAAUUCAGUAGCUGAGCUCCUCAGGGAUUGCUAGAACCCAGAGAGAACAAUGUAAUAAGAGCCAGCAAAAUGUUUAGCCUCAUCCUCUAUAGUUCCCCCAGACGGUGAGUUAAUGCCAUUCUCAAUAGUGAGUUAUCUCAGGCCUGAAAGUGUAACUGGUGGUAGAGCAUGUGCCUAGCCUAUACCAGAGCCCACAAAUGAUCCUCAACGCUGCAAGAGAACAAGUGACCUAAUGCUCGCUAGAGAGAUGUGGGUCUCAUUUGUGUAUGGUCAUGGGCUCCAAGAGCCUAAGUGAACAAUUGAAAAUUGAUUGAACAUCUGGAUCCAUGGCAGAUCUGGUGCAAAAUAUGUGAAUGUGGAUAUCAUUGCUUAUUAUUAUUAAGAUAGUCCUUAGCAGGAAGGGGCGUCCCACUGUAUAGGUGAGGCCACAGAGGCACAAAUUCACUUUGCCAAGGGCACAUAACUACUAUGUGGUGGAGUGGUGAAGGGUUCAGAAAAGACUUGGAGGUCUUUUAGGAAUUAGAAGAAGGUGAAGCCUGAAAGGCCACUAUAAGGUCUAGACACCGAGGAUAGGUCUAGAAAUGGGUUAUAGAGCUGGGUGUGAACCACCAGGGUUAGAGACUAGGAGCUGAAAAGUUCACAAGAUUCCAUCUCAACCAAUGGCCACUUGUGAUGGCACAUCUUGUUACCUCAGCAGCAGGGGAAGAACAAUGGCUGACUCCUGGAUUCUGAGCAAGUGAGGCCAGGGAAGAGAAGGGCCAGGGCUCUAGGGGCACAUGUGCCUUGCCCCACAUUGCAAAGAGGGUAGAAUUUACUUGUGACUCCUAAGAGCAUGGGUUGUAAACUUUUCCUGCUAAGGGUUGGGUGGUCAAUGUUUCAGGUCAUAGUCUUCAUCACGGUUCUGUUACUCUGCUAUUACUGUGCGAAGGCCGCCCCAGACAAUACUCAAGCGUAGGUACUGUGACUGUGAACAGAAUGACAUAGGCAGCUGGCUGGAUUUGGCUGGAGGGGAUGGUUUGAACAUCUUAGGUGGAAAUGAUUUUGAAAUUUGCACUUUAAGCUCUCUAAUUCUAAGUUACACUAUUGAUGGGGGAAUUUUAAUUAAACCAAAA
Messenger RNA from Perognathus longimembris pacificus (Pacific pocket mouse), 3552 nucleotides. It is a transcript of the gene Abcg8, whose product is annotated as ATP binding cassette subfamily G member 8. The record is from RefSeq and is a predicted model, not a curated record. The coding region runs from base 96 to 2114 and encodes 672 amino acids. Gene Ontology annotation, cellular component: plasma membrane. The transcript has 13 exons. Gene Ontology annotation, molecular function: ATP binding; ATP hydrolysis activity; ABC-type transporter activity. NCBI's taxonomy places the organism in Eukaryota, Metazoa, Chordata, Mammalia, Rodentia, Heteromyidae. Gene Ontology annotation, biological process: cholesterol homeostasis.